CAGCUCCCGUUACGCAACCUGGCAACCCGCGAGAGUCAGAGUGAAGGAGAGGCAGAUUGACUCCCCGCAGGGAUUCAUCAGGUUACACACAGCGCUCUUCAGAUGGCUAAAGGAGAGGAGUAAGUUAGAUAACGGCGGCGAAAACACCCCGAAGUCCUCCGGCUGGCUCCUCACUUCACCAACCGCGACACAAUGGAGCAAGAAUUCGAGGAUAUCGAUUCGUCCGGGAAAUGGCAGAACCUUUACAAUGACAUCCGCAACCAAGCCAUCGAAUAUCCGUACAAAGUAGCUAAGCUUCCAGUGAACAGGAAUUUGAAUCGCUACAGAGACGUCAGCCCAUACGAUCACAGUCGGGUAAAGCUUGAAAACGCGGACAAUGACUACAUUAACGCGAGUUUAGUCGCUGUGAAAGAAGCCGAGAGAGCUUACAUUCUAACUCAGGGCCCUUUGAGGAAUACGUGUGGCCAUUUCUGGUUGAUGGUCUGGGAGCAAUGUUCUAAAGCUGUUAUAAUGCUCAACAGAGUGAUAGAGAAAGGAUCUGAAAAGUGUGCUCAGUACUGGCCCACUUCAGAGGAGCUGCAGAUGUCCUUCACUGACACGGGUUUUGUUGUUCGACUGUUGUCAGAAGAGGACCAAUCCCACUAUACAAUCAGGGUGCUAGAACUAGAGAACACAAAGACGGGGGAAUCCAGAGAGAUCUACCACUUUCACUACACCACGUGGCCUGAUUUCGGGGUGCCAGAAUCUCCCGCCUCUUUCCUCAACUUCCUCUUCAAGGUCCGCGAGUCUGGCUCCCUGGGGCCCCAACAUGGGCCCUCAGUGGUGCACUGCAGUGCUGGGAUUGGACGCUCGGGGACGUUUGCCUUGGUGGACACUUGCCUGGUCUUGAUGGACAGGAGUAAGAGCUCGUCAUCUGUGGACAUACAGAAGGUGCUGCUGGAUAUGAGGGAAUAUCGCAUGGGCCUGAUCCAGACCUCUGACCAACUGCGCUUCUCCUACAUGUCCAUCAUCCAGGGAGCCAAGCUCAUUCUGACCUACAGCUCUGCAGAACAGAACUCACAGAUUGGCCUGUUGAGAGAAGUCCUGGAGAUGGAUCUACGACCUCCAACGCCUCCGCCCAGGCCUCACCUCAAUGCCAGCAGGCCCAACGGCCCCUGCUUGCAGCCACAGCCCAGCACAGGGGACCACCUCUCAUCGAGGGACUCAGACUGCCGCAGUAUGGCAGAUAACUCUGUGCAGCUGAGGAAGAGGCACCGUGAGGAGAGGAUCGCUGGCACAGCACAGAAGGUCCAGCAGAUGAAACAAAAACUGACUGAAUCAGAGAAGAAGCAGGAGAAGUGGCAGUACUGGAGGCCCGUCCUGCUCAGCCUGGGUUCUGGGGCUGCCCUGGCUGUCACCGUUUUGUGUUGGAUGUACUUCCAGUAAAGUAACUCUGGCUCCCCCUCAAGAAACUGACUCCUAUUUUGCACCGGUACCUUGGAUUAGGUACUUCUUUAAGUAGCCGUAGAUGGUAACAUGUGCAUAACUGAGGGUAUUUAUUAAGGUCAAAAUGCAAGAGCACUAGAUCAACCGAGUGUGUGUAUAUUUUUUCCUCAUAAGAUCUUAACAGAAAUAGUGACAUCUCAGGAUCUUUGUGCCAGCACAGUGAUUUGUUUUAUUUUUCUUUCCUCUCGUUGUCACUGUUCAAGAAUGUACUGUGUCAUAGAAACAUGACUUUGAAUGGAACUUACUAAAGGUGCAGUACAUAGAAACAAAAGAAAAUCCGACAAGUUUAUUUUUGCAUUCUUUAUUUGUAAUAAUCAAAUGUGUGUUUAUCAUCUUUGGAUACAUUUUUGCAUUUCAAAGUCAUUGUUACUGACUGUUGAUCCAACCCUUAAAAUGUAGAGAAAGUCCCCAGACUGAAGACGUUAACUUUGGGAUUUCUUUUUUUUUGAUAUCUAUGAUAAACUGCAUGUUCCAGGUUUUCUACAGCGCCAUCUGUUCUUCCACUGUUAAUAAGCAGGCCAUAUCUUUUUUCUCUUUUUUUUUCUCCCACACUAAUAAGAUUAAUUUAGAUUCUUAUGUAAAUCAUACAAACUGCCAGGUUCCUUGCCAUUUAUUGCAUGUAUUUACCCACUGGUUGGGUCCAAGUUUUCCUGCUGUUGUUUUUGUUGUUGAGAAAACCAAAGCGAAGCUGUUUGUGUUCAGGAGGUUAACAGCCAGGCCAGCUCCUGGAUGACUAAAGCCUUGUACUCCCAGGAUGUGGAAUGUAAUUUUUUUUUCUUCUUAACCCUUUGACAUAACUCACACCUGUGUUACUAAAUGAAACUACUCAUGGUACCCAUGAGGUAUUUUGUUGUUUGACUCCUUCAUUUGAAUCAAUAGCAUCACCAGGUUGCUCUCCAGUUAACAGGGACCAGUCUGUAGCUACAGCAGUGCAUGUAGGAGCUGAAUUAAAUCUGAGGUUGGCAGAAAUUGUUGAUUAAAUCUGCAAACGUUCCUAAAGUAAUAGAUGUGCCAAGGUAUGCUAACAGUUCAGCUACCUUUUUAUUAACAGAAUCUGCUGUGCAAUACAUUAAAUCAAUUUUCUGCCAAAUGUCUUGAGCAUCAAAAUAAGAUGGCUGAUGGGCUGCUGCUGCUGCUGCUUACUGCAAACAGGUUUUAGUUUUCACAGAAGUCCAAAGAUACGCUCUGGCUCUCAGAAGUGUACACACCCCUGAUAAAAUACCAGGCUUUUGUGAAGUAAAAAUAUUGCCCUGGAAUAUGAUUCUGUUCACAAUUCAAAAAAUACUUUAUGGAUCUCAAAGAAAAAUUAAAUGUUGUUGUGACUCACAUUAAUUAGACAGCUUCACUGUUGAGUCUCAAGUCCAGUCCGUAGAAAUCAGGAGUCUGACUUGUACUGGAAGUCUGAAGUGUACAGAGUGAAAAGUAAUGGUGAGAGGACAGAGCCCUGCGGUUCUGCUGUGCUGCAGACUGCCUGGUUAAACACACAGUCCUUGAGUCUGUUUGUCAGGUAGUCAUUGAGCCAUGUGAUUGUUCAGGCCUCCACCUGAUAAAUCAUUUCCAAAAUAUUUUCACACAUAAAUGGGAAAAUAUAGAGUAGUUGUCUUGCAAUCGAAAGGUGGUAGAUUCGAUUCCAGCUGCUGCAUGUUGAUGUGCCUCUGGGCAAGGCACUUAACCCCAAAUUGCGUACCGAUCAGUGUACAAGUGUAUAUCAGUGAGUCCGAAUGGGUGAAUGUGACUAGUGUAAAGUGCUUUGAGGGGUCAAAAUGACUGGAAAAGUCAAUUUAUCAUUACAUCCUUGAGUUACUUUCUGAUUUAGUUUUACCAAUCUGUUGUGUCUGUAAGAGCCUAUCAGCAAUCCUACGUACUGACUUGACAAUAAUUUCCCACUCCAAAUCUAAUUCUCAGGACAGCUCUUGAAUUUUCUUCUGCAGAAGCUCUUCUCAAAUUGGUUUGAUCUAUGCUUGGACUGGCAUUGAUACAGAGAAAUAAAAUCUCUUUUCGUCUGAAGAUUUUGGGCCAAGGUUCACUAGUACUUCACACUGAGUUGUUUCCACAAACAUGAAAACCACUCGGAGUGAAGAACGGUAGCCAAGCUUCUUGGCGCAGACAGGAGGGGACCACUGCUUGUACAUAUUGAUCACAACCAGACCUGAAGCUCUUCAGUACUGCUGCCAGCCUCCCUGAGCAAUUUUCACCUUCUCAAUAAUCCUGGGAUAAACAUCCAUAUUUCCUCUUGUCCCUUUUCUCCCACAUUUUGCUUUUUGUCCCAUAUUUUCCUCUAAAUAGUAUGUUGACUGUGCCAUGGUAUAAAUAUAUUUAAUUCUAUCUAUUUUUUUUUUUUUUUGUAUUCUUGUAAAAUGAAAACCCUCUGAUCUUUUGUAACCUGCCUAUGCACUCUUACUUUAAGGGAAAGUAUGCAUAUGUGUUCACUUUAUUAAAUCCAUCAUAACUGGUGACAGAUAUGAACUCAACAAGACUAAAUACUGAAGCUGAAUCAAGAGGAACUUAAAAAAA
Messenger RNA from Xiphophorus hellerii (green swordtail), 3999 nucleotides. It is a transcript of the gene ptpn2a, whose product is annotated as protein tyrosine phosphatase non-receptor type 2a. The record is from RefSeq and is a predicted model, not a curated record. Lineage: Eukaryota; Metazoa; Chordata; Actinopteri; Cyprinodontiformes; Poeciliidae. Gene Ontology annotation, biological process: negative regulation of receptor signaling pathway via JAK-STAT; peptidyl-tyrosine dephosphorylation; negative regulation of ERK1 and ERK2 cascade. Gene Ontology annotation, molecular function: non-membrane spanning protein tyrosine phosphatase activity; protein kinase binding. Gene Ontology annotation, cellular component: cytoplasm; nucleus. The transcript is spliced from 9 exons. The coding region runs from base 193 to 1425 and encodes 410 amino acids.